Messenger RNA from Medicago truncatula (barrel medic), 1987 nucleotides. RefSeq lists its product as uncharacterized. NCBI's taxonomy places the organism in Eukaryota, Viridiplantae, Streptophyta, Magnoliopsida, Fabales, Fabaceae. Gene Ontology annotation, molecular function: nucleic acid binding; RNA-DNA hybrid ribonuclease activity. The record is from RefSeq and is a predicted model, not a curated record. Bases 248 to 1654 code for a protein of 468 amino acids. The transcript is spliced from 8 exons.
UUUGACAAGAGUACACGGACACCGUAAUGACUUGUUGUUCAUACAUACUUUCAAUUUUGACUUCUUCUUCUUCUUCUUCUUCUUCAGAAUCCUACUUGAUUUUCGGUACUGCUUCAAAUACGAAGCUUUGAUCUGGAAUAAACUUCUGGCACAAUUUCCUUCUUCCUCCUUCACUCAUUAUAAUUUCAACUCAUUCCUCAUUAUAAUUAAGUUUUGGAUUGGCACUUUCACCCUCAAUUGGAACUUCAUGGAUAGUUCAAAGAAUUCGGUAGAUUGUGAUGCUAUUCGUGAUGAAGGUAUAGAAGUUGAUAACUCAAAUGAUAAUGAAGGUAUAGAAGUUGAUAACUCGAAUGAUAAUGAAGGUAUGGAAGUUGAUAACUCUAACGAUAAUGAAGGUAUAGAAGUUGAUAACUCUAAUGAUAAUGAAGUUAUAGAAGUUGAUAACUCUAAUGAUAAUGAAGUUAUAGAAGUUGAUAACUGUAAUGAUGAUGAAGCACGUUGGAAGCCUGAAACAGGGAUGUGUUUUUCUUGCAUAGAUGAUGUUAAAACAUUUUAUGGAGAGUAUGCUUUGAAAAAGGGUUUUAGGUGGAAGAUUAGAACAUCAAGAAAAGGAGAUAAUGGAGAGAUCUGCUAUGUAAUUCUUGCUUGCUCAAGAGAGGGAUCUAGACUGUCAAAAAAUUCGUUACAAACUCUCCCAUCUAAGGAAAAAAAUUGUCCAGCCAAGAUUUGCAUUAAGUUGGAAGACGAUGGUUUGUGGUACAUUAAAAGAUUUGAAUCUAGCCAUUCUCACGAGACUACCCCUACAAAGGCAAGAUUGUUCAAGGCUAACAGGAAAAUGAACUUGCGUGUAAAGAGAGCAAUCCAAAGCAAUGAUGAUCCAGGAGUGAGGAUCAAGAAGACUUUUCAACCUCUUGUUAAAGAUGUAGGAGCGCAUGAAAUUACACCAUUUUGCAAACGAGACAUGGGAAAUUAUGUUAACAAGGAACGACAUGCAAUUGGAAAAGAAGACAACAACACAAGAAUGAUGGAACUCGAAGCUGAAGUAAAGCGAAUAAGUGAAAGAAUGGAGAAGUACCACUCAGAGCUGCUAGAAAAGAUGGAGUGGAUGAAUGUCAAGAUCAAUCGAAUCACAGAUGCCUUUGGUACACUUCAAGGGUAUUCGCAUGGCACUCAAUCGCAAGUUAAACCAACCAAACAACAGCUUUCUUGUAUCCUUGAGUUUGGUGGUGUAUCCAUGGGGGUUGAGUUUGGUGAUCUAAACAUUAAUCGUGGACCAGCAGGUGCAGGAGCUUUACUGCUUGCUGAAGAUGGGAGUCUGCUCUAUGGGUUUCGCCAAGGACUGGGUCACCAAACAAAAGAGUCCGCUGAGUAUCGGGCUUUACUCUUGGGAUUGAAACAUGCGAGUAUGAAGGGAUUUAAGUAUGUUACUGCCAAAGGAGACUCGGAACUUGUUAUCAAUCAGAUUCUGGAUCCCUGGAAAAUCAAAGACGAACAUUUAAAGAAAUUAUGUGCUGAGGCUUUGGAGCUGAGUGAUAACUUUCACUCAUUCCGCAUCCAACACAUUUCCAGGGAACGUAACUAUGGAGCUGUUCGUAAUGCAAACCGGGCCAUCAAUCUCACUGAUGGUCAAGUUGAAGAAAAUCAUAUGCAUUAAUCAUCGUCAGAGACAGCGCCACCAUAACAAACUAUUGACAACUAACUGUGUUACAUUUCUUGUUUUAAGCUGAGCCUAGCAAUUUAGCAUAUUGAGGAUUUUACAUAUGACGGUAUGACACUGCAUGUCCAAGGUCAAAUGUUGCUUACAAUUUUCUAAGUUUCAACAUCCAUGAUGUAUAGAUGACCGUCAUGUGAUUAGGAAAUUAAAUUGUUAUGUUCAUAUUUUGUGAAUCUCUAUUUUCUACUUUCAUCUUCAAAACUCUGCUAUGUGAUGAUCAACCAAAUGUGUUUAAUGUCAUGACCCCCAAAUGAAACUUCCUUUUGAUAAAAA